Molecule: messenger RNA, 2176 nt
Organism: Cladocopium goreaui
Lineage: Eukaryota; Dinophyceae; Suessiales; Symbiodiniaceae
Source: the annotation of a GenBank genome assembly
AUGGCCUCCGGCCUUGUGACACCGGCGGCCGUGAAUGCCCCAGUUGGGUUUCAACAUGGUGCCAAGCUGGGCUUAGUGGCAACCCCUCUACGACCGUUGACGGGUCACAGAAGUGACGGAUCUUCCACCAUAGGCGACUGCAACCAUUUCGUUCAACGACUCACCGUGUCUCCACCGUGUUUCUUCGGCCACGUUGGCUCGCGCGCUGUCGAGCUCGCCAUGACAGCUUCAAGCAUGGUGUCGCAGUACUCGACGUUUCACCAGCACCUCCAGGCAUUGACGGGGGAAUUUGAACGCAUCUUGGCGGAGAAUUUGGAGAUGCGAAAAGAGUUGCACAACGAACCCAUGUGGCUGCUCCGUUCAUUGGAGAUGGAAGGUAGCAAGCCGCCGAUGGAUCACAUCCAUCCCAGUCCCAGACAAAAUACCCGGAAGGGAACCAACAACUCAUCCCAGCUCCGCGUCAGCGGCUCCAGCAGCCCCCGCCACUCGCCGCGCGGUGCUGACAACCUGCCCUUGCCGGGAUCGGUGGAGUUGGAGUCGGAGCACACCAGAUCCAAAUCUUUGGGAGAGCAAAGGGCAGGGUGGCACAGCAGCGAGUGUUUCAAAGUGCCUGCCAUUGAACCUGAAGGUCAGCCGCCUGCAUUGCACUCGUCGCUUCAUUCCAAGGAGACUUCCCUAAGGGAAUUCAAAGGCUCCAGCGGCUCUGCUUCCGCAAAGGUUCACGAGAUCGAAGAGUUUGAAGCAGCGGAGAAUGUGAAUUUCCUGUUGUUAUUGGAUAUGGUUCCGGCAUGCGUCAUCUUUGCAAGCACUGUGGUGGCGGGCGUCAGCGCGGACAUUGAACCUGAUUCCAUUGUCUGGAAAGUCUUAGAGGCCGUGUUCACGGCGUUUUUCAUUGGCGAGAUCGUUGUGAAGAUGAAAUAUUUUGGUUUCAGUGUCUAUUUGUUUGGAAGCGAUUGGUACUGGAGUUGGUUCGACAUUCUUUGUGUCAUUUUAGCCUUGAUCGAUAUGGGCCUCACCUACGUCAGCAUCGCGGAAGGUGUGAGUGCCGAGACGGGUCCGGUGAAUACCCUGAAGAUGUUGAAGUUGGCACGACUGGGUCGAAUCAUCCGCUUGCUGAAGUUCAAAAUUUUCCAAGAGCUGAAGUUGAUGAUCCAAGGCGUCUUCACUGGACUAAGAGUGCUCUUCUGGGCGGUUGUCCUUUUGGUGGGAUGCAUGUACCUCAUAGGUGUGGUGACCAAGACGUUGUUUGGACAAGAACGGCAGGAAUUUCGAUAUGUGCCCAUUGCAAUGUUCACGGCCUUCCGGUGCUUCACAGAUGGCUGCACAACGGAGGAGGGCGAGCCGCUGCAUGAAAAACUGCGGGAUCGAUUUGGCGGUCUCUUCAUGUUAGCCUACAUCCUCUUGUUCUUGUUUGUCACCAUUGGCAUCUUCAAUCUGAUCAUGGCGGUUUUCAUCGAUAACGUCACUGAUGGCAGUACCAAAAAGAGGCAACGUGAGCUCGGGGCCAAUGCGCCCAGAACGGCCUGGGUCCUGUCGUCAGUGCUCCGACAUUUGAUUUUGACCAACAUCUUCCGGCGGGAGGCGGAAGACGAAGCGGCGGCAGAGGAGGACUUGUUAAAGAGUCAAGCCACAGGGGGUGGUGUGGACGUGGCGAUUCCCUCGGCCCGGCGGCGCUCGAAGAUUCUGCAGGAGAAGCUUCUGAAAGUUCAGGCUUUGUAUGGAUACAAUCCUCACACCACUCAAGAAUACGACGAACUGACGGCCUCCAUCCGCGCCGACAUGUCCACACGCAACGUCCAGGUGACCCGCGGAGAGUUCAAUCACUGGCUUUCCACAGAAAAGGAGCUACUGGAAACUCUGGCCGAUGCUGAGAUCGAUUUGUCGUGCAAAUCUGAUUUGUUUGAUGUGUUGGACGCGGAUCUAAGUGGAGUGCUGGAGUUUGAAGAAAUGAUCGAUGGGCUGCUGAAAUGCAGAGGUCCCGCGUCUAAAACGGACAUCAUCGCCAUCCGCUUGAAGACCAGCUUACUUGUGAACAUGAUGACGCGUUUGUGUCGCCACAUGGGCGUAGACGGCAUCUGAAGCUGAACGCGACAUGUGUUGGAUCCUAUUAUUGCCAUUGCUUUCCAGCCUCCCGCGGCUCGCUACGAGCUGAGAGACGUCGAUUUCGAAAGACCUG